GCGACUGUGGAAAGUUUGAUGGAAGAACAGAGCAGAAAACCAAGAAAAGUAAGAGAGGAGGAAGAUGAGCAAGAAAUAUGGAGUUGGGGGGCUGGUACGGAUGGCCAACUGGGCACAGGCAGGCUUGAAGACGAUCACCUUCCUCAACUCCUUCAUCUUCCUUCUUUAUCAUCUCUCGGUCCCAUCUCUCUUCUCGCUUGCGGCGGCGCUCACGUUAUCGCCUUAACCGCCGGUGGGAGGGUACUGACAUGGGGAAGAGGAACAUCAGGUCAGUUGGGCCAUGGAGAGAAUGCUAAUAGCUUAUAUCCAAACCCUGUUACAUCCUUGGAAAGCUACACGAUAAUUAAUGUUGCUGCUGGAUGGAACCAUUCUGGGUUUGUUUCUGAUAGUGGAUGCCUUUUUAGUUGUGGUGAUGGAUCAUUUGGUCAGCUUGGGCAUGGUGAUUACAGGUCACAUUGCUCUCCUGUUAAAGUAUCAUAUUUUGUUAAUAAGCAUGUUCGGCAGGUAGCAUGUGGUAUGCGCCAUUCACUUGUAUUAUUGAGAGAUUCGUCCAAAGAUCAAGUCUAUGGAUUUGGAUCUGGAAAACGAGGUCAACUGGGUAUCUCGAUGGAUAUGGUAAAAUCCAUUAACCUUCCCCAGGUUACACUUGGAUUUGAGGAUGUUGAAAUCACUAACAUCACCGCAAAUGGAGAUCACAGUGCUGCAUUAUCUGCUGAAGGCCAUCUGUACACUUGGGGAAGAGGGUUCGCUGGCACUUCUUCUCAUCUGUGUCCUCAACGUUUGUCUUCAUCCUUACUGUUCACUGGUGUAGCUCUUGGAUGGAAUCAUGCUUUAGUAUUGACCAGUGAUGGGGAGGUUUUUAUGCUUGGAGGCAGCCACCAUGGAGCACUAGGUUAUCUAGAGAAAUUGACUCCAGAGAAGCACUCAUCUGAUUUCAGGGAAGCUGCUCUAGAGAAGGUCCAUGACACUGAUGGAGCGAAAGUUAUGCAAAUUGCAGCUGGAGCAGAGCACUCUGCUUUUGUAACGGAAAAAGGAGUCGUGAAGACAUGGGGCUGGGGGGAGCAUGGUCAGCUGGGAUUUGGCAGCACACGAGAUGAGACAGAUCCGCAAGUUGUGAAUGUAGGUCAAGAGCUCCUGAACCAGGAUUUCACAGUCAAUGUAUAUUGUGGAAGUGGCUUUACAUAUGCCUUGAGGAGAAGAAGACUUCCUUUCACCUCUCCUAGCUGAUAUAUUCACGUCGUGCUGCCGUUUUGAUCUUUUUUCUUUUCCGUUUUAACGGCCACGGAAGAGUUUGUCCUACUCUGAUAAAUUUGUGUUGUAUUAUAUAAUCAUUUAUUUACAUUUUA
Messenger RNA from Carica papaya (papaya), 1346 nucleotides. Its product is annotated as Regulator of chromosome condensation (RCC1) family protein. The record is from RefSeq and is a predicted model, not a curated record. NCBI's taxonomy places the organism in Eukaryota, Viridiplantae, Streptophyta, Magnoliopsida, Brassicales, Caricaceae.